Candoia aspera is the source of this 542-nucleotide messenger RNA. RefSeq names its product cysteine-rich protein 1-like. The record is from RefSeq and is a predicted model, not a curated record. Gene Ontology annotation, biological process: intrinsic apoptotic signaling pathway in response to DNA damage; regulation of gene expression. The transcript is spliced from 4 exons. Gene Ontology annotation, molecular function: zinc ion binding. Bases 19 to 282 code for a protein of 87 amino acids. Lineage: Eukaryota; Metazoa; Chordata; Lepidosauria; Squamata; Candoiidae.
CCUGAAGGAAGGCGGACAAUGAUUUCCUACUGCCCCACGUGUGGAAAGCCUGUCUACUUUGCUGAGCGGAAGCGAUCUCUGGGCAAAGACUACCACCCCCUCUGCCUGAAGUGCCACCAGUGCAAACGGCAACUCAGUCCUGGCCAGCAUGCUGAGUAUGAUGACAAGCCUUAUUGCACCCAUUGCUAUCUUCAGCGUUUUGGACCAAGAGGAGCAAGACCUUCAAGAUCCCAUUCAUCCUUUGGUGCAUCUUCUUCUUCCAGAGUUCCAGCAGAAAUCUGAAAACCUGCUAGAUGCCUGUCUUUUGUGAUGCUGCAGAAGUAGCAUUUUAUAAAACAAUAUUCCAAGUUCAUAUUUAAAGGACUUUAAAUUGGGAAAGAAUAUUGCUUGGAUAUAAAUAUGAGUCCAAAUAAGUUAAGACAGUUUCCGAAAGAAUGUUAAUGCUAGAGCUGAUUCAAAUAGCAUCUGUGAUAAGUACAUUUCAGUAGGUUAUAGUUGAUGUUUGCAAAAUGUGUGCACAUUGGAAAAUGGAAACUAUCCUU